Messenger RNA from Rhodamnia argentea, 1383 nucleotides. RefSeq lists its product as uncharacterized. The record is from RefSeq and is a predicted model, not a curated record. The transcript is spliced from 4 exons. Bases 1 to 1383 code for a protein of 460 amino acids. Lineage: Eukaryota; Viridiplantae; Streptophyta; Magnoliopsida; Myrtales; Myrtaceae.
AUGCCGUCUCACUUUCUUAACGGAGCUAGGCUCAACCUCUGGGAAAGAUUGCUAUACAAAGGUCAGCACAUCUACCCAUUUUCUUCUCAGCAUGCAUUUGAUAAGAUCAUAUCUGUUCACCGGCUCUUUUCUCCAUCUGAAGGUGUUCCGGUGGACUUGAACUCCACACCAUGUGAAGAUCCAAGGAUAUCGGGGCCACCAACUACAAUGGUUCAAGCACUUCAGACGAGUAUAGAGUUAUCCAAGCUUGAAGCACUUGGAGCUUUUAAAAAGAUUCUCAGGACUUGUGGCACUAUUGUGGCUCCGCCAGUCCAGAGGAUUCGCGAUGCAAAGCUGAGAGACGAGGCAGCUGUUGAGUUGGCAAAACUUGUUUGCGCCGAGAUUUCAUGUAAGAAAACAACUGAGAUCCUCCAGUUUUUCAAAGGCAAUGAGAGCAUCUCCAGCGCCACGUCCGAAGGAAUCGUUGAAAUACUGGAGGUAUGUCUCAAGUCCUUCCCGGAGUUAAUCUGGACCACUUUUGAUGGUAAAAGUUGGCUGGCGAUUGCUGUGGAGCAUCGCCAAGAGGAGGUUUGCAGUCUCUUUCUGGCGGCCAACUCGAAUGUUAAUCCGUCCUUCAUUCCUUCCACACCCGAAUAUGAUGAGUCCAAGGCCAUGUUGGAAGCGGCAGCACGGUUUUCACCUAAUUUUGGCUAUUUGAGCGAUGUCCCUGGAGCAGCUUUCCAGAUGCAGAAAGAACUCCAAUGGUUCAAGGCUGUGGAAGGGUGGGUCAAUCCUCAUCAAAAGAUAGUGAUGACGUCUCUCGAAGAAGAAGAAAUGGAAGGAAAUAAGGCAGUGUAUGAGACAUAUUGGCAUAUAUUCCUAGGUGAACACGAGGAAUUGCUUAAGAAUGGAGAAAAAUGGAUGAAGAGUACUUCAAGUUCAUUCUUGCUCAUCUCAACUCUAAUCGCUAUGGCCCUGUUCAUAGCGGCUUUGAUUGUACCAGGAGGCAACAACGAUACCGGGAUCCCCAUAUUGUUAGGAAAGGACUCUUUCGUGGUUUUUGCGAUUUUAGAUACGGUAGGCUUGUUCUUCUCGGCGGCAGCCAUCUUAUCAUUCUCGGCCAUCCUAGCUUCAUCUUCCGAGCCGGAAGAUUUUCUCCACUCGUUGCCGAAGAAGCUGAUAAUCGGCCUGUCCUCCCUCUUUUUCUCCCUGGCUUUCAUGGUUGCAGCCUUUGCUGCUGCUCUUACCAUUGUGUUGGAUGAGAGACUCAAGCGGGCGUGGAUUCCAGUUACUGUACUCGGUUGUCUUCCCGCGGCGUUGUUUGCUGUGCUGCAGCUUCCAUUGCUUUUUCAAGUUGUUAAAUCUACCUUCGGACCGAGCAUCUUCCGGCCCAGAAAGAUUUGA